Molecule: messenger RNA, 636 nt
Organism: Trypanosoma brucei brucei TREU927
Lineage: Eukaryota; Euglenozoa; Kinetoplastea; Trypanosomatida; Trypanosomatidae
Exons: 1
Coding region: 1-636 (211 amino acids)
Source: RefSeq, a predicted model, not a curated record
AUGAUAUAUAUGUAUACACUGGGUGCAAAAGGUUGUAAAUUAGAGUGCUUGCCGCAUGAAAGUGUUUGUUUGUUUAUAUAUAUUUAUUUAUAUAUAUACUUUCAAAAAAAAAAAACAAUGGAUGAGUUUUUAUAUUCCAGCCCAUGUUUACACACGGGUUUGGGGUGGAUGGUGGUAUACUUAAGGGAGUUUGAUAUGCGAGGAAUAUUCCUGUCGCUAGUUAUGAGGACAUGUGCGAUAUUUUUCCUGUUGUUGUUGUUGUUGUUGUUUUCCCUUCUUUUUUUUUUCAUUUGUUCCCUCCAUCUCUUCUUCAUCUUUUCUUUUCUUUUCUCAUUUCUUUCCUUCUUCUACUUCUUCAACUCUUUCAUAAUUCUGCUUUUUGAUCUGUUUUUCUUUUUUUUUUUGUUUUGGAAAGAGUCCACUGUGCGUGAAGAAAAAAAAAUUCUCCUUUUUGUCGAAAUUGCUUCUCUUUUUUCUUUUUCUUUUUUCUUUUUUCAUAUUUUAUUGUUAUCAUUAUUAUUAUUGUUGUUGUUGUUUUCAUUAAUUUACCGUAGUUUCUUUCUAUUAUUCCUUCCCUCUUGUAGGGUUGGCUGCUUGGUUUGUGUUUUCUUUUAUCUUAUUUUAUUUUUACUUUAA